AUGUACUGGUUUGUGCAGACUUUCGUAUUUGGCGAAAUUACCAGGAUGAACAUAGGCGUUCAAAUGGGGCAUCACACGAUUUUCAUCGUUGCAGUCCUGCUUUUUAAAUCAACACUUCAGUAUCAACAGGAGUUGAAGAACAAUCAACAAAAUACUGCAAAAGACUCAGACUCUUUUAAUUCAGUUAAUGUAACUGAGUGUAUUGAAUUGAAGGAUGCUAAUUUGAACAUCAAUAAUCAACAAAGUGGAACAAUGAAUUCAAGUUCAAGAAAUUCACAUUUACCACCAUUAAAUAGAAUUACCGUUAUCUCUCAAGAUGACUUUCAUCAGUUAUGUGCUCUUCUGGAAUUUCGCGGUUAUUUUCUUAUUACAUAUACAAACAAUCGUUCGAAAGAGACAACCUGUUAUCGAAUUCCUAUCGAUUUGACAGAGAAAUAUUCUUCGAAAGAUGAGAUUUCUUACAUUUUGGAUAAAUCUUUUUUGAUGAAUCAUAACAACACAAACAGCAAUAUAUCGGAUAAUAACAGUAAUAACAAAUCAAAAAUACCAUAUGUUGAGCCAGAUAAUUUGAUAAUAGUAACAACGAAUUCAUCAUGCUGUGACAGUUUUCUUCGAUGUUUCUCUCUUCCACUCAAUUCUAGUGGAAAUGUGAACAGUUUGAUAAGAGAUUGGACAAUUGAUUUUUACUGGAACCGUACACCAGAAAUGUACGAGUUUGGUGAAGAGGGUUGGAGUAGUGUUGGUUCACCUGUUGGCGCAUUAUCAGGUGUUUAUGAUCUGGUUGAUGUGAAACUAAAGUACCGUUUUGAUAGAAAUUCUGGAUUUGACUUUCUAAUAAGUGGAAAUGCGGUUAAAAAUGAAAUUUCUCUAUCAUUUAUAGAUGGUCCAGGUGAACAAAAGAAUGUUUUGUCAAAUUUAAAAAAAAAAGUGAUAUUUAUACAAUAA
Molecule: messenger RNA, 945 nt
Organism: Schistosoma mattheei
Lineage: Eukaryota; Metazoa; Platyhelminthes; Trematoda; Strigeidida; Schistosomatidae
Source: the annotation of a GenBank genome assembly